AUGGAUUGCAUAGCAUUUUUCCCUAAGAUUUUAUUCAAUUCAAGAGUCUUAAUCUAUACUGGUUCUAAUUUUGCUGGAAUAUGUAGAAAUAAACCAUGGAUUUCCGCUUGCUGGGCUCUGGGAUUAUCAGGAGAGUUUUCUGACGAGGGCUCUUUCAAGAUUGAAGAAACUUUGAAUGGAUCAUUAUUUGAUGCGUUUAAUGAUUCUUCCUCCGCAAAGAGUGAUCCUGACCGUCCAUCUGAUGGUUACUAUUCGAUUGAACAAGCUCUUGUUGCAUUGCGCCAAGGCAAGUGUGUGAUUGUUGUAGAUGAUGAAAAUGAAGAGGUUGAAGGAAAUCUUGUAAUUGCAGCAUCUUAUGUGGCUGUUGCAUUUAUGAUUAAGUAUGGUUCAGGGAUAGUUUCUGUAGGCAUAAAGGAAGAAGAUCUUGAGAGAUUAAAGCUCCCUUUGAUGUCUCCUGAAAAGGAAGACGAUUCUUCGGCUCCCUCAUUUACCAUCACAGUGGAUGCUAAAGUGGGAACAUCUACUGGUGUAUCGGGUUCAUAUAGGCCAAAAACAGCCCUUGCUCUUUCAUCUCCGAACUCCAGACCUGAAGAUUUCAAUGAGCCAGGACAUGUUUGUCCCCUUAACUAUAGAAAUGGAGGUGUUCUACCAAGAUCAGGUCAUACGGAGGCUUCUGUGAAUCUGCUUAUGCUGGCUGGUCUGCAACCAGUCUCCACUCUCUCGGCUAUAGUGGAUAGAGGUGAUGGUUCCCUGGCUCGCAUGCCUAAUCAGGUGAAAUGUUCCUUUAUAUCCUUGGUGCUGUACAGUAAUGGAGCAGCUGAUGCUCAUGACUAUGGAAAUGGUGCCCAGAUAUUAAGGGACAUAGGAAUUCACACUAUGCACCUGAUGACUAACAACCCCGGCCAAGUUCACUGGUCUAAAGGGCUAUGGUCUGGUAGUUGUUGGACGGGUUCCAGUGCUGAGCCCCAUCACAGAGAAAAACAAGAGGUAUCUUGA
Fraxinus pennsylvanica is the source of this 996-nucleotide messenger RNA. Lineage: Eukaryota; Viridiplantae; Streptophyta; Magnoliopsida; Lamiales; Oleaceae. The record is from the annotation of a GenBank genome assembly.